Messenger RNA from Dermacentor albipictus, 1874 nucleotides. RefSeq names its product atrial natriuretic peptide receptor 1-like. NCBI's taxonomy places the organism in Eukaryota, Metazoa, Arthropoda, Arachnida, Ixodida, Ixodidae. The record is from RefSeq and is a predicted model, not a curated record. Gene Ontology annotation, cellular component: plasma membrane. Gene Ontology annotation, biological process: intracellular signal transduction; protein phosphorylation; receptor guanylyl cyclase signaling pathway. Gene Ontology annotation, molecular function: guanylate cyclase activity; ATP binding; peptide receptor activity.
GGAGGUAUUGCCCUGGCUGCCUUCAUUAUUAUAUCAGGAAUAUCUGCGUUCUUCGUAAUCAAGAAACUUCAGUAUGAAUCUCAGCUCAACGACCAGUGGUGGAAAAUAAUGUGGGACGACAUUACGCUGCCGGGCAAGUCGCUCAGCAGGUCCAGGGUGAGCAUUCCUAGCCACAACGACAGCAGUUUGGCCAGCCAACCCUCGUUCUUGAAAUCAGUGUCCAACGUGAGCACUCUACAAGGGCUGAAGAUAUCGGGCGUCCAACUGGGGACUGUAAAGGGAAUACGAGUGGCCAUAAAGCCGCUGAACGUCAAGAAGAUUCACGUGAACCGGCAGCUCCUCGCGGAGAUCAAAAUGAUCCAUGACCUCACGCACGAGAACCUCGUUCGCUUCGUGGGUCUUUGCUUGGAAGAGCCCAAUGUUUCGAUCAUCACAGAACUGUGCACGCGAGGAAGUUUAAGGGACAUGCUCGAAAACGAAGAAAUCAACAUCGACUGGAUGUUCAAGUGUUCCAUGAUUACGGACAUCGUUGAGGGACUGCACUACCUUCACGCCACUGCCAUCCAAUUCCAUGGGAGGUUGAAGAGCACAAAAUGUAUAGUGGACGGACGAUUCGUGGUAAAGCUGUCCGACUAUGGGCUGCGGCAUCUCCACGCACAACUGCCUGAACCUGAAGACGAAAAUCCGAGGUCCAUGUUCUGGACUGCACCAGAGUUCCUGCGCCUCAAAGAACCCCGGCAACAUUCGUCGCAGAAGGGAGACAUCUACGCCUUCGCUAUAAUCCUCCAAGAGGUGAUCACCAGGUCGGGACCAUACGAGUCACUGGAGCGCAUCGGCCGCACCAGAUCGGUGAUGGAACCCGAAGAGAUCCUGGACCGCGUGAAGAUGGGCACGACUCCGCCGUUCCGUCCCGAGGUGUCGCCCGACGAGUGUCCCGCCGAUAUGCUACGUCUCAUGCGCGCCUGCUGGGCCGAGGCUCCCUCGGACAGGCCUACCAUCGCCGAAGUUAGGCACGCCGUCAAGAAGAUCACCAAAGGACUGUCGAGCAAGAACUUCUUCGACAACCUGCUACAGCGGAUGGAGCAAUACGCAAACAACUUGGAGUCACUGGUGGAAGAGAAAACGCAGUCUCUCUUGGAAGAGAAGAAGCGCACGGAUGAACUGCUCUAUCAACUGCUGCCCAAGUACGUGGCCGACGAACUCAAAAAGGGUUCGCACGUGCAGCCAGAGUCAUUCGAGUCUGUCACGAUUUUCUUCAGCGACAUUGUCGGAUUCACGUCGCUCUCCGCGGACAGCAACCCGAUGCAGGUGGUUACGCUGCUGAACGACUUGUACACCUGCUUCGACUCCAUUAUUGACAGGCACGACGCUUAUAAGGUGGAGACCAUCGGGGACGCCUACCUGGUCGCCUCUGGCCUCCCCAUCCGCAACGGCAACGAACACGUACGAGAGAUCGCCCGUAUUGCGCUGACGCUGCGUCACCAGCUGCAGUUCUUCAAGAUCCGCCACCUGCCCAAGAGAAAACUGCAGCUCCGCAUCGGCAUCCACUCCGGUCCUUGCGUCGCUGGUGUGGUGGGCCUCAAGAUGCCGAAGUACUGCCUGUUCGGCGACACAGUCAACACGGCCUCACGCAUGGAAACAACUGGAGAACCGCUAAAAAUUCACGUCAGCUCCAAGGCCAAGGAACUGCUGGACAACUUUGGAAACUUCCAACUCACACUAAGAGGCGAGGUGCAAGUGAAGGGAAAGGGCGUCAUGACCACCUACUGGCUGGAAGGGGAGCACAACUGGCAACCCGAAACAGAACAGUGAAGAAGCUAUUUCCCAGUUGUCAUGCAUCCUGUUAUCAGAGUCGAGCUCACUAGAGAAGACAC